Messenger RNA from Chilo suppressalis (striped riceborer), 1278 nucleotides. The record is from the annotation of a GenBank genome assembly. NCBI's taxonomy places the organism in Eukaryota, Metazoa, Arthropoda, Insecta, Lepidoptera, Crambidae.
AUGUACAGGAGCAGGACCAGGCAAUACUCCUGCACCUGUUACGUACAGGAGCAGGACCAGACAAUACUCCUGCACCUGUUAGGUACAGGAGCAGGACCAGACAAUACUCCUGCAUCUGUUAGAUACAGGUGCAGGAGUAUCGGUGCACAUUCUGAAGACAAUAGUGAAAAUAAUCGGGCGGCAGAAUCCGUAAGGAGGUUCGAACGCGACGUACUACUUCUGGUGAGUGUGAGCAGCGCGCACAGCGCAUUCAUUCAUUCAUAUUUGCCCCUGGCGCACUCACUUAACCAGUACGAUUUCCAAGUGGCUCCAAUUGAUUAUAAGCGCCUGGUAACUACUCGGCUGUACGUAUCGAAACGCACCAUGCCACUGCGCCGUACCCCACCACCAAAUCCCUCCUCACCGGUGCCCGCGCCGUCGGCGCAGUCAUCGCCACCGUUGCCGCGUUACGACUCAGAACCGAAUCUAAGUGGGGAGCGAACAUCGAGCGCGUUGCUUAAUGCUGGUAUGCGUAAACGUAAACGCGAAGACGAAUGCUUAAGUAAAAAUGAAAUCCUAGAUAUGUUUUCGAACCUUAAACUGGAGCAGGAGAAAAAAUUCGAUUUGUUGUUGGAGACAAUGCGAGAUAUCAAAAAACAAAACACGGAUAUUCACAACGCAAUGACCUUUUUGUCGCAAAAAUACGAUGAUUUACUUAAUAAAGUGACAUCUCUCGAAGCUGAAAGAAAAUUAGACCAUCAAAACAUAAAAUCUUUAGAAAUAAAAAUUGAAUAUUUGGAAAAAAAAUGGCGCAGUUCUUGGGUUGAAAUUCGAAAUGUACCCAAAAAACCAAAGGAAACUAAAAAUGAUUUAUCCACAAUUGUUAAUAAUUUAGGAAUCGCUUUAAACUUAACCUUACAGUCCGGAGAUAUUAAAGAUAUUUACAGAGUGAAUUCCACGAAAAAUUCGGAUAUGACACCUAUAUUACUGGAAUGUUCUAGUCAGUUAAUUAAGGAGGAAAUUAUUAGAUCUGUAAAAGCAUAUAACAAGCAGCAUAGAGAGAACAAAUUGAACACGAGCAACUUAAAAAUGGAUGGCCCCUCUAAACCAAUUUACGUUGCAGAGAGCUUAUCUUCGCACACGAGACGACUAUAUUAUCUAGCACGUGAAUAUGCCAAGACAAAUAAAUAUGCUUUCUGUUGGACCUCCAAAGGAACUGUUUACCUGAGGAAAAAUGAGGGUGCACCGCUGAUACGUGUAAACAAUGAAGCGGACUUGGUACUAACUGCUCCAGCUUGA